AUGCCAAAGCUCCUCGACUUUCGCUGCGCCGUCAUCACCGGCGGCGGCGGCGGCAUCGGCAAAGCCAUGGCCCGCCACCUCGUGUCCAAGGGCAAGACGGUCCUGCUCGCCGGCCGCACAGAGUCCAAUCUACAGUCGGCGGCCCGCGACGUCGGCGCCGCGGGCUACUACCUCCUCGACGUGGGCAAGACGGCCGACAUCUCGCCCUUUGUGGGCCGCAUCACCCGCGAGCACCCCGAGCUAGACUGCCUGAUCAACAACGCCGGCGUCCAGCGGCCCCUGGAUAUCCUCCAGGACGGCGACUUUGUGGCCAAGGCCGACCAGGAAAUCGACAUCAACGUCCGGGGCCCCAUGCACCUGACGCUCGGGCUGCUGCCGCACCUGCAGACCAAGCCCGGCGCCGUGGUUAUCAACGUGUCGAGCAUUCUGGGCUUUGUGCCCUUUUCCGUCAUCAACCCCGUGUACAAUGGCACCAAGGCGUGGCUGCACUUUUGGAGCAUGAACCUGCGCACGCAGCUGCGGCGGGCUGGGUCGGGCGUGCGCGUGGUCGAGAUUGCGCCGCCCACGGUGGCGACGGACCUGCACCGCGAGAGGGAGGACCCCGACGAUAACAAGAAGGAGAAGAAUGCGCAGGCGCUGAGUGUGGACGAGUUUAUGGGCGAGGUGGCGCGGAAGCUGGAGAGGGGGGACGAGAUGAUAUCCGCGGGGGUUGGGAGCGACAUUGUCGAAAAGUGGUAUGGGAUGUACGGCGCCUUGUAUGAUGAGGCGGCGUCCAAGAAGUAG
Messenger RNA from Metarhizium robertsii ARSEF 23, 783 nucleotides. RefSeq names its product short-chain dehydrogenase. The record is from RefSeq and is a predicted model, not a curated record. The transcript has a single exon. Gene Ontology annotation, cellular component: membrane. NCBI's taxonomy places the organism in Eukaryota, Fungi, Ascomycota, Sordariomycetes, Hypocreales, Clavicipitaceae. The coding region runs from base 1 to 783 and encodes 260 amino acids.